Messenger RNA from Cololabis saira (Pacific saury), 6570 nucleotides. It is a transcript of the gene zbtb46, whose product is annotated as zinc finger and BTB domain containing 46. The record is from RefSeq and is a predicted model, not a curated record. The transcript has 9 exons. Gene Ontology annotation, biological process: regulation of transcription by RNA polymerase II. Bases 213 to 2741 code for a protein of 842 amino acids. NCBI's taxonomy places the organism in Eukaryota, Metazoa, Chordata, Actinopteri, Beloniformes, Belonidae. Gene Ontology annotation, molecular function: protein binding; DNA-binding transcription factor activity, RNA polymerase II-specific; RNA polymerase II cis-regulatory region sequence-specific DNA binding.
GAAGAGCGGGGAGUUGGGAGAAAUCGGGGAAUAACACUCAACAGAAAGCGUACAGAGGAGAGGAGGGACAGCACCUCGCGCGUCGGGCAUCCCCUCCUUUCCUUUCUCAGGCUGUCACAUCAGAUUGGACUCCGAAGGAGCGACACCGCGUCCGCCCCAGACCCCAUGGGGUAACAGAUGUUUGGAGGAGAAGCUUUUGUUCAGCUACACAGAUGAACAACAGGAAGGAGGACAUGGAGAUCUCAUCUCACUACCGUCAGCUCCUCAGAGAGCUCAAUGAGCAAAGACAGCACGGCAUCCUCUGUGACGCCUGUGUCAUUGUGGAUGGAAAGAUCUUCAAAGCCCAUAAGAACGUCCUUCUGGGGUCCUCACGCUACUUCAAGACUCUUUAUUGCCAGGUUAAAAAGGGGGCAGAGCCUCACCAUCAGACCACUGUCACUCACCUGGACAUUGUUACGGCCACCGGCUUCAAAGCCAUCCUGGACUUCAUGUACUCAGCACACCUCGCCCUCACCAGUAAGAAUGUGAUCGAGGUCAUGUCGGCUGCCAGUUACUUACAGAUGACAGACAUUGUCCAGGCUUGCCACAGCUUCAUCAAGGCAGCGCUGGACAUCAGCAUCCGCUCUGAGAUGGCUGACGAGCUGGCCGACUUUGAAAUGGGAGCUGUUGCUGCAGGUUUGGGAGGAGGUGGAGGAGGUGGAGGAGGAGGUGGAGGCGGGGGAGGGGGUGGAGUGGGUAUGGCAGGUGCCGGGGGUAUUCCGGCAGCAGGUUUAGGAGGAGGAGGUGGGAUAGUCGGCAUGGCUUCUGAGGCCUUAGCCUCCAUCAUGUCUGGUCGUAGCACCUCCCCUUGGCUAGCUCGCCGCACCAGCCCCGCCAAUUCUUCUGGGGACUCAGCCAUCGCCAGCUGCCACGAGGGAGGCAGCACGUAUGGAAAGGAGGACCAAGAACCCCCAAAGAGCCACGAGAGCCAGGAGGAAGCCUGUCACGACUCUCAGCCCGCCUGGCCACAUGACUAUAGACCGGUUAACGUCAAAGAGGAACAGGUUUCCCCCGCCUCCUCUUCACAUCCACGGGACACUCCCAAGGGGGCAGCCCAAAGCCAGGGAGAGCAAGGGACUGGAGGAGCUGGUGGGGUGGGUGGAGAAGGGUCCUGGCAACCCCUGUCAGGGUCAGCCCGGAGGAAGAACAGGAAGAACAAGGACACUGUCAGACAUAUUACCCAGCAAGCUGAAAGGACCUGGGACCGCGAGCGGGACAGGGAUAGAUUCAGGGACAGUAGGCCUGGCUCUCCUCUGCCCUCCAUACUCGCCGUUCCUGGAUGGAACUACAACGGGCAAGACAUCCCAGGGGCAGACGUGACCGAACCCAACAGCUCCGACAGCCGCGGCGAACGCCUCGACUUCUUCCUCAAACAGGAAGAGGCUCUCACCGCCGAGCCCAGCUUCCUGGGCGCCAAUGAAUCGGAGGAGGCGAGCGGAGGAGCGGGCGGUGGGGGGAUCUCGUCCGUGGCCAACCUGAAGGCAGCACUGAUGAGUAAGAACAGCCUGCUGUCACUGCGGGCAGAGAUGAUGGGAGAAGAUAACCCCCUUCUGUACGAGUACCUGCCCAAAGGAGGACACUCCCUGUCUUGGCUCCGCUCCAACAACUACUGCAGCACGCUUCGGCCAGGGGCCACAGGGGCCACUAUUGAUAACAAACAGGGCGCUGGCUCCUCUCCUCCUCCUCCUCCUCUUCCUCUUCUUCCUCCUCAUCUUCCGCCAUCAUCACCACCACUUCUGCCAUCAUCAACAUCAGCAUACUGCCCACCUACUCCACCCACGCCACUGCACCCCUCUGAGCCUCGGCCCCUGGAGGCCCCUGGUCUGCGGGCCGGGGCCCCUCCACUGCACUCAGAAGGAUUGGACAUGGAAGUGGAAGAGGACCCGGAGGGCCCGGAACCCUCCACCUUGCCGGAGGAGGGCUUGAGAGACAAGGAAGACAUGAAAGAGUGCUACACAGCCUUGGAAGGUGAUCAGUCUCCUGUCGAGAGGGAUCAGAUGGACGAGGGGAGCUGUGCCGGUGACUUGACUGCGCCUGCUUCGGUGUCCGAUGCUGGCAGAGGAGCUAAAGGGCUGCUGGUGCUGGUAAACGACUUCACGGUGAUCCGUAAAAAGUUCAAGUGCCCCUACUGCAGUUUCUCUGCUAUGCAUCAGUGCAUCCUUAAGAGGCACAUGCGCUCCCAUACCGGCGAGAGGCCAUACCCCUGUGAAAUCUGCGGCAAGAAGUUCACCAGACGGGAACACAUGAAGAGGCACACGCUGGUGCACAGCAAAGACAAGAAGUAUGUGUGCAAAGUGUGCAGCCGAGUCUUCAUGUCAGCGGCCAGCGUUGGCAUCAAACACGGCUCCCGUCGUCACGGCGUCUGCGCAGACUGCUCCGGCCGCGGCAUGGCUGCACUGCUGGACCACAACGGGGAGGUGGGUGGCGACAUCUCACCCGAGGAGGAGAUGUAUCCCGGGGAUCGCUUCCACGAGGACCAGGCAGAGUGCGACGGCGAUGGAGAAGGGGAGGAGGAGAUGAUGGUGGAAGGGGAUGGGGAGAUCUUGGGAGAAGGGGAGGAGGAGGGGGGUAAGUGGAAGGACUCAGGGAUGAACACUGAGGCACACAGAGCACUGGACAAUGAGAAAGAGGAGAGCGACUCCUCAGCUCAGGAGGGCGAGCAGCAGAAUGGGAGCGAGAAGGACUUUUCUUGGAUCUCGUAGAACCUGUGAGGUGUUUGUUUGAGGCUCACCAACAUAACCGCUCUCUGAAGAUCUCUCAAGAUCUCUCAAGCAGAUUCUCUGCUCUCUUUACCCACUCGUCCCACUGUGGACAGGCCUUCCUUUGAAUGGAAACGUUGGGGGAUGCGCAACAAUGAUCACACCACUCAGAAUAACACUGAAAUGCACACACACACACACAUACACACACACCUCACAAUAUUCUCAACCUUGACUGCCAUAGAAGAAGAGAGAUGAGGAGACGGCUUGCGUGCAAGGCUUUUUUUCUGCUUACCUCCUUUACUUCAGAUGCAGUGUUUUCGUGUUUCUUUUUACUGAGGGUUCAGGCCAGAGUCCAGCAGUUUCCUACUCUAUUGCAACAGGAAUCGACGAGGACGCUGCCAAGGACACAGCCGACGCUAGACUGUAACUUUGUAUGUUUGCCAUCACAAUCACCAUGGAAACCAAGGAUCACAAGACAGAGUAGGGAAAUAGCCAGGAAGAAGGGCAUUAUUGGUCCCUCCUCGGCUGUAAUGUUUCUGGGGAAAGUGUAUCUCUAUGAGUGAAGCGAGAAACUGAAUCUAUUGCAAAGAUGCGAGUGUCAGGGCACUGGGAAGCCCAGCGGCACAUUGUUGAUGCAGAAUCCUACUGCCACAGACUUGCACUUUAAUGACAACUGACUCCUAUAUCAAAGCCCUGAACCCGUGGUUUACAUUUUUGAUCUGAUCUUUACUUACUAAACAACUCGGUGACCGCACCUACCUUUAAGGAUAUACUUUAUGUCCUCUUGACUGUUAUCACAAGAUAAAAAAUCACUGAAUCUGUGUGCAGAUUGCUGUUUAUAUAGCCUAUGCCUUUCAGUGGGGUCUUUAAUCUUUUCUUCAGUUAAAUUUACCGCCUGGUUUCUAUUGAUCCAUUCCAGCAAAUACCGGAGAAUCGACUUAUGUACAUAUGAAUCAUGGAAUUUUUAAAGGAGGAACGAAGGCUGAGACAGAGGGAGACAGAGCGGCUCUACCCGACACUAAUAACGCCUUCUGUCUCUCUUUCUGUCUCUGGUUGAGUCUCUCUCACACUGGAUGUUGUGGCGUUAGGACCUGAGAGCCAAGUCUCUCACACUUCAGAAGGAGCUGCCUUUGUUCUUUUUCAUUCUCUUUCCCUUUUUAUUUCAUUUCAUUCUUAUUUUUUUUUUCCUUAUUAAAAGUUGUGUGAUUCCAGUUUCUGGAUACAGAAUAUGCAGACUCUUUCUACGGUUAAUCUUUCUUUCGGUAAUAUGGUUUCUGCAGUUUUGUGAGGUUAAAAGAAAAGGGAUUAUCAUUGUGCUUGAAAUUGAGAGUUUCAGUAUUGAGAGUGUAAAAUCAGUUUGUUAUUUAUUGAAACACACAUUUAAUCAGAAGUCAUUCCCUUCUCUGAGUGUGUGUGUGUGUGUGUGUGUGUGUGCGCGUGUGUGUGUGUGUGUGUGUGUGUAUGUGUGUGUGAAAGAAAAAUGACUGUCCAGUGUCCAGAAAGAGUCUACAUUGAUUUAUUAAAAUUAUUUCCAUGUUUUUUGGCAAAGCUGUUGACAAUUCAAGUGAGGCCAUUGACAUGUCUUAUUAUUAUGAAUAGCAAAAUUAUGAUUACUGUUGUUGAUGUUACUAUUAUUAAUUAUUAUUAAGUGCUGGAUGCUAAGCUUUAUUGUAUGUGUGUGUGCGUGUGUGUGUGUGUGUGCGUGUUUUUUCUCUUUCUUUUUGAUAUUUUAUAUCUUGUAUAAGAAAAGAAGCUUUUAUACUUUGCCUUGUUGUGGAUAGCAAGCCAUGGGGCUUUUAUCAACCUUUUAUUGUGCCAGUUUACGCUUUUUCUGUCGUAUUUGCUUUUUUUUUUUACCAAGGGGGGAAAAGAAAUCACACUCACUGUCUGACUUCUCUGUUAGAUAGUAAUUAAACAUAUACUCAGCACACGCUUUUGCAUCACUAAUGUACACUAAUUGAUUCAUAUCAAACCAAAAACAAUCCAGUUGUAUACAUGAAGUGCUUUCACGGUCUGUGUGCAAGUGGUUUUAUUGUUGUGGUAAAGUUUUUGUUGUUGACUUUUGAGGUUUUUAUUUCUGGAACCUGUCACUAUUUGUCACAAUGUGAUAAAGUGCACGUUAUUUUAUUAUUUAGAACAUGAAGGGCUGUGUGAAAGGACAGCUAGCUUUUAAAGACUGCAUCUUUAAAAAAAAAAAAAAAAAAAAAAAAAAAAAAAUCUGUUUUUUUUCCUGGUUUUUACCAUCUCGUGGCUCGAAUGACACAAUCAAGUAGCAAUGCAGCGUGCAGACUAAACGCUCCUCUCAGAUAGCCGUGUUGUGUCUACACGCUGUAUUUCUGCGUGCUGGUGUUUUACCGGCUUAACUCGUGCUCGUGUACAUUAAGGGAAGGCAAGUGCUGCAGUAGUAACUCUGGGAAACAUGUUGCUGCCGGGGCAGGUUGCACACAUCAGGCCCUCUGCUACAGGUGCCAUAGACUGCACUUCCCAUCAGCCCCUGCUGAGAGACUCUCGGCACCAUUUGUGAUGCUUUCUCUGUCUGGCAACGUUAUUUGUUAUUUAUUGUGCUUUUUCUUUGACUCAUUUAUCAAUUAGUUGUAAUUUUCUUUGGUGAAAAAAAAGGAAGCUUGACAAUGGGGUUGAAGUUUUUAUGAAUGUCACUAGUGGGUGUGGAAGAAGCCUGUGAUCGGUGACAAAUCUCUGUCCUGUGGUGCUCUCACGGCCACUGAGAGACACCUGGAUGUAUGUCUGACUUCUCUGCCCUGCUGUCCUCUCACGAUCCGUACUCUAUGUCCUCUUCCUCAUUCUGGGUCGUACUUCAGGAAAAAAAAAAACAAAAAAAAAAAAAAAAAAAAACUGCCAUCAACCCCUCAAUAUGUGCCUCAAUGACAUUUCACCCGCGUGCUUGUGAGAGUGUCUGCUUGAGACAUGACAGAAUAUUUCUAUCAAUGGACAGAGAUUAACAGAGAUGCGACUGAUCAGACUGGCGGUGCAAAACAUUUUAGGAGCUGAAACGUCGAGACAAAUCAUGAUGGGCGACUACAUUCUCCUCCCCGCAGUGUGUUAAUGACCUUUUGUGCCCUGAUUCUGUGGUCUUAACUGCAUGCCUGUGUUCCUUUUGUCAUACCAAAGCGACAUCUUCGGCAUCUGCACACAACUCUCUCAUUCCACACAAUGCAAAACUGGAACCGUUUGCUUUAUUCCAGGAUGAAUAUGGGUAUUCUUAGACGUGUACAAAUUACAAUCCUCAUUUAGCCUGUAUAGCUUGAUUCACAUGUGCAAAUCAUGAAGCCAUAAAUAUGGGUAUAUCUAUAUUAUACUAUAUUUCAAAAUUGGCGCUUUUUAAUUUAGAUUUUGUUCCUUCUAAGAGUGAUGUGUGUAUAUCUUCAUAUAUAUGAAUUUAUAUUACUAUUAUAUAUUAUUUAUUUUCUCUUGAGUUUCAGAGGGUCUUUAAAUUUGUAAAAGAUCACGCCUGAAGCUUGAUGUUUGUUUAUUUUCAAUGGGAAUAUUGUUCGAUAUGAUACUGACUUUAUAUUGACUAUUAUCAUAAUCCUGUGUUUGUAACAAAAUGUGCUAAAUAAUCAAAACAAACAAAAAAAAAACACCUGUCCUGUUUUUACACAUGUUUUGUUCUGGGCAGAUUUAAGAGCUCUUGUGCAGAUAUUUUCUUCGGUUGAUUGAAUUGAUCACAAAUCAUUUUUACAGUCAACCAUGAGCCUCCUGUUUUGAUGUCCAAGCCUCUUUCUAAUUUCAUGUUUAGUGGAAGAAUUAGCUUGAAUAUUAUUUGCAAAAAUCAAUCAGUCUCAAUAAAUUUUGAAAUUGCUGCUGUAAA